Molecule: messenger RNA, 417 nt
Organism: Pleuronectes platessa (European plaice)
Lineage: Eukaryota; Metazoa; Chordata; Actinopteri; Pleuronectiformes; Pleuronectidae
Product: PH and SEC7 domain-containing protein 1
Source: RefSeq, a predicted model, not a curated record
GAGGAGCAGGUCAAAUCCCUUGAAUCUCGAUUCAGAGCCAUCUCCACGGAGCUGUCUGAGCUGCGCUCCUAUCCUCCCGACCGCAAGGUCAAAGGUCGCGAGCUGGAAGAGCAUCGGCAGCGGGACGAGUAUCUGGAUUUUGAGAAAACACGCUAUGCGACCUACGUCAUGCUGCUGCGAGCUAAGAUCCGGAGCGGGGAGGAGGACCUGUCGGUGUUCGAGUCCCAGCUGCUGGAGGACAACGGGCUGCAGAGGGCCCACUCCAGCCCCACGCUGCAGGACAGCAGCCAGGCCAGCCAGGCCAGCCAGGCCAGCAGCACCCGGGACGGGGGCAACAGCAGCAGAGCCAGCGGCUGCAGCAGCAAAGUGCGAGCGGAGGGUCAGAGACACAGCUACCGACAGGCCGUCAAGAAGUGA